AUGUCCGCUCCAGUGUCGUCCCAGUCGUCCCAUUUGAUGAAGACCACCCGUAGGGGGAGGCCAUUCGUCAAGGACACACACGACUUGUUUGCCACCAUGAUCGUGUCUCUGCGUCUCGAACCCCACCGCUCCUUCUUCAAAACGUACCCAAACAGCUUUACAACCGACGAAGCAUGUGUCAACCUCUCCUCGCUCAAGUUUUCCCAGUCCAACCGCUCCGCAGACCCCAAGGACCCAUCUCGCAUCAUCACCACGACAACCACUACUACCUUUACCAUGUCGCGCGAUAUGGCCCGGGGCGUUGGACAACACUUGAUGGAGGCCCACCUGGUUGAAAACGCCACAGACCUGAGCUCUAAAGUGUUCAAGGAUCGUGGCGUUUUCAUGCUCACCCCUAAAGGGUUGCACAUUCUUGAGCGUUUCAUUACCAAGAACGGCAUCUCUGCCGACCAUCUCCUCCGCGUGUUCGCCACCCAGCCCAUUUGCAUGAAGCUGCUCCACCUCGAGCGCCGAACCCAGGAUGACGAGAUUCUAAUUACCAAGUCGGUCAUCGAGGUCCUCUUCCGCCGCUUUGUGGGGCGGGAACCCAACGUCUCCCGUCUUAUGGAUGACGAGCUCAUGGCGCAGUACCACUCCCGUCCCCACGCCCGUGCCCCUCCUCUGCCACCAGGAGAGGAGUGUGACCGCACUCUUGGCGUCAUUGUGCGCCGCCUCCCCCCACCAGCGACGGACAAGAAGAGAGGUGACGAAUACCACUUUAGCGCCCUGCAGGCUGUCGACUGGAUGUGCGACUUCACCACUAUAAUCGGUGUUGACGAAGCUGCCGAGGUGCUCGGCCAGUUUGCCCGUUAUGGCUUCAUCUCAUUGGUGUCGGACAAGUCCAAGGUCAAGGAGAGCAAUGUCGUCGUCCAGGUUCGCGCUGGUGGUGCCGGUGGUGGUGCCGGUGCGCUUAUGCCUGAGGCCGAGUUCCGUGCCACAGACAAGGCUAUCUACCGCGUUACCAAGGAGGGUGUUCAGGUCGCCAAGUGGGACCAGCCACGCCAGGUUGUUGACCGCUCGACCCUUCAGUCCAACCGGGCUGCGUCCGAGUCGGUGCAGGACGUCCGUCCAGGCGCUGCCAACCCGACCAAGUCGCUGGCUUCUGCCACCGACAUGAGCUUGGCUCGUCGCACAUCGGUGUCUGACCGGCUGCGCGCCGAGUUCCUCGUGGAGGGUCAGGACGAGAAGGUCAAGGACUCGCACACUGCCCGUCUCAAGCAGAUUCUCGAGGAGCCCGCGCUGCGUUCCCUGUUCCGCGAGUUCCUUCGUGCAAACUUCUGCGAGGAGAACCUCAGCUUCUGGCUCGACGUGCAAGAUUUCAAGCGUCGUUUCAACACCUCGUCCUCUGCCGCGGCAGCGCCUGGUGCCCUGCCAACACAGAGUGGACAAGGCCUGCAGGCCAUGGAGAGGCAUCAGCAGGACCUGAUCUCCAUGGCUUUCGUCAUCUACAACACAUACCUUGCGCCCGCCUCGCCUUGUGAACUGAACAUUGAUCACCAACUGCGUGGCGAGCUCAUUUCGUACAUGAACGAGAUCCUGGAGGACAAGAACGCCGACAAGGCUGAGAUCCUCCCCGGCGUCGGCAACUCGCUCCACGCCAGCCAGCUCCAGAACAUGGUCUUCCUGUACGAGCGCAUCCAGACACACAUUUUCCGUCUCAUGGCCACCGACUCGGUGCCCAAGUUUGUCAAGACGGAGCGCUUCCUCAGCCUCAUGCGCUCUGUGUUCCAGUACAACGAGGACGGCGAGGAGCAGGCUACCAUGCCAGCGACUGCCGUCGACAAGGUCGCUCAGGCGGUCAAGCCGCAGGACAUUUCCCGGGCGUACUUGACUGUUUCUAACGCUGCCAACGAGAAGCACCACAUGACCGGCACCGGAAUGUAG
Molecule: messenger RNA, 1923 nt
Organism: Cutaneotrichosporon cavernicola
Lineage: Eukaryota; Fungi; Basidiomycota; Tremellomycetes; Trichosporonales; Trichosporonaceae
Gene: SST2
Exons: 5
Coding region: 1-1923 (640 amino acids)
Biological process (GO): intracellular signal transduction
Source: RefSeq, a predicted model, not a curated record